AAUAAAUUGUCACAAGGCGACUAUAUCCGAAACUAAAUACAUAGCAACAGAUAUUACUCAGCGGAUACAUACAUAAUCUGAUCUGCGCGGUAAUACCGUUUCUUCAAGGCUGGCUUUUUCCCGCACGGUCACAUCUAGAUAUGCGAUCGACAUGGUGCGUCGAUGCCCAGGCUUGGCUUGGCUACAUCGGAUAAGAGCACUGCCAAGAGAUGCCUAUUCUCGGGAAUAUCACUCGCAGCAAAGAGCUGUUGUUUCUCGCUACUAUGCUACCUGUUCAACGGUACCAAUCCUCCCAAUGAGCCUUAUGCUUAUGACUCAAUCGGCCAAUAGCGGUCCCGCACAGACCCUCCCAGAGCCUUAUUUAUAUCGAGCCGCGGCGCCAAUUUCUGCUCUCCUUCCCCCGCGUCUUAGAAACAUCCCCGGCUAUUGUUUUAUUUCGGAGGUCUGCUUUCUAAACCCGAAUUGGCAAAAUGCUCAUCUCUUCCACUGCCUCGUACUUUGACGCGACGCUAGUCAACGCUGGCCCGCUGACAUCGACCUUCACGCCGCCUCCAAGCUGUACGCGCCCUAGCGACCAUGGGAUUAACAUCAUUUACGGCAAUAGGACCCGUGGCUGGAGUGUUGAAUGUGAAGAAACUCCCAUAACGCGAGUAUCACUAUGCAAGCCGAGUGAGUCGAAAUGGCUCAGUGAGCCGCUACAUACCGCUAGCACCGACCUCGGAACGGUACGAUACUACUCCCCUGGGCUAGCAUGCCCAUCUGGUUGGGUGACAAGCGGCGUCGCCGUCGUUGGGAAGGAUUCGCAGGUGUCAACAUCAGGUCGCGCGUUUGCUACCGACAAGCCAUGGACAUACCCGGAUUAUCAGCCACUCCCAUUCGCCAGCUACUUUGUUGACAACAUGGAGCCGUCAGAGACUGUUGUCUUCUGCUGCCCUAGCGGAUAUGAUACAAACUAUUUUGGAGGCUGCCACUCCACAGCUGGCGAUCCCAAGAAGUUUAGCUACACCACAGCUUGCGCUGCCUUUAGGACGAUUCUACACGACGGUGCAAAUGUCACUGAACUGCAUGGCAGAACCUACAGCCCGCCACUUCAGAUGCCUGCCACUCUAGGGAAGACGGUUACUAUACAGACCUUUGACUUGCCCCCAACAUCGGUAUCACACUUCCCAGGGGUAACGCCAACUGCUGUCGUUGUCGAUUAUGUCGAAGCUAUUGUCCUCAUUCACAAGGAUUCGGAUGGAAAGGCAAAGGAUAGCAGUGCACCAGCAGUCAAGCCAUCUCUUUGGAGAGUCGCUGCUGCGAUCCCCAUGGCUAUGGCUGUUGGAACCCUUUUGUACAUGGUGUAGCGCUUGAUGGUAGAUUCGUCAGCAACAUUGUAUCUAGGCACUUUUAGUAUACCCUUUAUUAAAUCGAAAACAGUGAAAUAAUGAACUGAAAUCCACAACAGCUCUUCUACAAAAGGCUGUAAUGUAUGUGGAAGGACGAAUCCCCCGAAAGCAAUUAUGGGCACAGAUAUGAUCA
[Torrubiella] hemipterigena is the source of this 1521-nucleotide messenger RNA. NCBI's taxonomy places the organism in Eukaryota, Fungi, Ascomycota, Sordariomycetes, Hypocreales, Clavicipitaceae. The record is from the annotation of a GenBank genome assembly.